This is a messenger RNA of Enhydra lutris kenyoni (northern sea otter), 3596 nucleotides long. Its product is annotated as transmembrane and ubiquitin like domain containing 2. Lineage: Eukaryota; Metazoa; Chordata; Mammalia; Carnivora; Mustelidae. The record is from RefSeq and is a predicted model, not a curated record. The coding region runs from base 1777 to 2685 and encodes 302 amino acids. Gene Ontology annotation, molecular function: protein binding. The transcript has 3 exons.
CCAGGCCCCCAGCCCCGCCCCAAAGUUUGAGGGGUGUGAAUGGUUUGUGACCCCCCUCACCGGACUCUACCCCUUGUGGGCUGGGAGAAUUGAGCUUGGCGGCCAGGAACUAGGUAGCCUUUCGCCUCGGGUGGGCCCACCAACUCCUCUCCAGCGUCGCGGGAAUAGGGCCGCCCCACGCGGAGUCUUCGCCUCAGAAAAGGCACGGUCGGGACCCCUCCUCACCGCGCGGUCAGGGUCGCCUACAGACUGAGGAGACCCCCAAAGGCCUCUGAGGCGGGAGACGUGGGGUCCUCCCCAUCCCAAGAAAGUGCCCUGUGUCUGUGCCAGUCGUUUUCGCCUCUGCCGCAGUUUCCUUUUCUGUAAAUCAGGAUUGGUGACAUUAACCAUCUUACCGUUAGGGGCUAGUUGUGGGAGCGAUAAGUAAUUGCUGCCAUUUAUUUACUGAACCAUUGCAAUGUGCCAGACACUGUGCUAAGUAUUUUGCUUCGUUGAUUUCCCGUCACCGUCAAAACACCUUAUGAGGUAGGUAAUAUUUUUAACCCCAUUUUACCGAUGAGAAAGCCGAGGCUCUGAGAAAGUUGUCCGAGAUUAGAGAGCCAGUAAGAGGCAAGGCCAGGAUUAUAAUUAGGUUUUUUUGUUUUUGUUUUGUUUUGUUUUGUUUUACUCCAGGGCCCAUGUUCUAAAUAAGGAUGUGGAAGCUAUUCAGAUGUUGCUAUGUACUACAGAUAUUCUUUGAGCGGCUACCAUGGCAUUAUGCUGGGCACUGGGGUACAUAGAAAAAUACAUGUGAUCCUAUAUUUCAGAAGUCUAGUAGAGAAAAAGAUGGACUGGUAGAGGAGUAUAAUGAAGUUUUAUAGGUAUUGUGAGAAUACUCUGUUGAUGCUAAUCAUCAGAUUGGAUUUGCCUGGGGACAGUUGUGAAAGCCACACAUUCUGUGAGGGAAAGAGUAGGUACUCUAAAGGAGCAAGCCACUGUCCUUCUGCCUUUCUAAGAAAUCGCCAGGGGAGAAACUACACCAUGCAUGAAGAGAGAUAGGGAUAUGGAUUGUGAGAGCUAUUUUGGAAUCUUUUCCAAAUCCUUUCCAGUUAGUGGUUUUGCAGUUUUGAGCCUCUGGUGGUGUUUCUGGUGUCUGUCCUCCUUCGCUUCCUAGGACUUGUCAGAAGGAUUUCAGAGGUGGCAGACACGGUGCCUGCUGCAUGAUGUCUGCUGAUGGCUCCUGCAGAUGUGUCCCCUUUGGGGUGGUCUGACCAUGCUUCUGAUGAAAAAUUAAUUUUUUGGUUCUUGACAUCUGAACCUGAGUACGUGACCACGAAUGAGGUAGGGUUCAAAUGGAAAAAUCUGGCAAGAGUGGCUGCACUAUGCCUCCAGAAGACCCUAAAAUAAAAUAUUUCAGGCUUUUUUGGUCUCUCAGAAGCCACCUUGGAGGCUUCUCAGGGGGGCAUAGUUGCUAGACCAAGUGAUAGAAAUCCUAGAGAAACUCAGGGCAUAAGGAAGCAAACGUUUUUUCCCCACCUACCAAAAAAGCAACAGCCAGUGACAGCAGCAGUCACCACAACAAAGCCAUGAAAUGUUCCUGAUGAUCCACGCUCAUUGGGAGCUCGAAAUGUGAGAGAGGAAAGAUGUGGAACCUGAAAGCUAGUGUUUCACAAUAGAGGCAGAGGGGCUGAGUCAGUUAGGACCUGAAGAAACUAGGAACCUGGUUGCAACCCCACAUGCCUUGCUGAUGCUAUCCCCCUUUGUUCCUGCAGUGUCGACCCAGUCAGCAGCCAGGCCAUGGAGUUCUCUGAUGUCACCCUCAUUGAGGGUGUGGGUAAUGAGGUGACUGUGGUGGCAGGUGUGGUGGUGCUGAUUCUAGCCUUGGUCCUAGCUUGGCUCUCUACCUACGUAGCAGACAGCGGUAGCAACCAGCUCCUGGGCACCAUUGUGUCAGCUGGAGACACAUCCGUCCUCCACCUGGGGCAUGUGGACCAUCUAGUGGCAGGCCAAGGCACCCCAGAGCCAACCGAACUCCCCCAUCCAUCAGAGGGUAAUGAUGAGAAGGCUGAAGAGGCUGGCGAAAGUGGGGGAGACUCCACAGGGGAGCCUGGAGCUGGGGGCGGUGUUGAGCCAAGCCUCGAGCAUCUGCUUGACAUCCAAGGCCUUCCCAAAAGACAUGCGGGCCCGGAAAGCAGCAGUCCAGAGGCUCCUCUGAGAUCUGAGGAUAGCGGCUGCCUCCCUCCCAGCCCUGGCCUCAUCAGUGUGCGGCUCAAAUUCCUCAAUGACACCGAGGAGCUGGCUGUAGCCAGGCCGGAGGAUACUGUGGGUGCCCUGAAGAGUAAAUACUUCCCUGGACAGGAGAGCCAGAUGAAACUCAUCUACCAGGGCCGUCUGCUGCAGGACCCAGCCCGCACACUGCGUUCCCUGAACAUUACCGACAACUGUGUGAUUCACUGCCACCGCUCACCCCCAGGGUCAGCUGUUCCAGGCCCUUCAGCCUCCCUGGCCCCCUCCUCGGCCACUGAACCCCCCAGCCUCGGCGUCAGUGUGGGCAGCCUCAUGGUGCCUGUGUUUGUGGUGCUGUUGGGUGUGGUCUGGUACUUCCGUAUCAAUUACCGCCAGUUCUUCACAGCACCUGCCACUGUCUCCCUGGUGGGGGUCACUGUCUUCUUCAGCUUCCUAGUAUUUGGGAUGUAUGGACGAUAAGGACAUAGGGAGAAAAUGAAAGGCAUGGUCUUCCUCCUUUAUGGCCUCCCCCCUUUCCUGGCCAGAGCUGGGCCCAAGGGCUUGGGAGGGAGGGGUGGAAAGGAUGUGGCAGGUCCUCCUCCGUAGGACAUAGGAGGCAGGUAAAGGGCCUCCCCUUCACGUCCACAAGGGUACAGACAGCCCAUCUCUGUGCAAGCACAACUCAGGUAGAAACAAGGAUGUCAUCUUCCUUCACUUGUAGGGUCCUGAAGUUCAGAGCUGAGCUGAUGGCCCAGCUCAGUGGGGAGCCUGGGCUCCGAGGAUUCCCUCCCCGCUGUGGCCCUAGCUCUUCCCAUUGUCCUGCAUGUCUGCUCCUCAGUACCCAGGGCCGCCUGCCAGGGCAGCUCAGCAUGGCCCCAGCAUACUUCUGUAGGGAGCCUGGAGUAUUUUUCUGUUUCUUAAGGGAAUAUCCGUCUUUUGAGACUGAAGUCACACAGCAGGAAUGAAGGUCGUGUCCGCUUCCCUUACAGGCACCUAGCCGCCUCUUACCUUCUCCCUCCGCCCCUGUAGCAGGAAUAGGAUGUUCUCUGUGUUCUGGAUAGUUUCCAGUGUUCUUCCCUUUUUUUCAAAGCACUUUGCUUGUAUUUUUUUUUUUUUUUUUUUUUUUAAGUAGUCCUUUAUAGAGCUCAGUCAGAAAGGGGAUUGGGGCACAAAGCCAAGCCCCCAGCAUUGGGAGAGGCCAAGCCACAGCUGCUGCUACCCUAGGCCUAAGGCUGUAAGCAAGAGACAGCUCUGGCCCUCAGCCAGAGUCCUACCCUGCCCAGCUCCAAGGACGAGCUUUGGGUACGGAGCCCUGGGUCCCAGGCCCUUGCUUCUGGGCUUCUCAGAUGGAGGGUCAGUGUCUGUGACUAAAUAAAGUUCCGUUUUAUGGC